CCCCAACUGGACGCACAAGCGGAUACCUGAGCCAUGGAUGCAGAGGAGAAAUCCCCCGCCGACCAGGGAGCGCAGCUCCUCGACAUCAGCUCCAACUUGCCCCCACCUGAACCCAAAGGUACGGAAGAGCCCGGGCAGCUGGAGAAGCCGCCGUAUUCCUACGUGGCUCUUAUCGCCAUGGCCAUUAAGGACAGCCAUGACAAGAGACAGACGCUGAGUGGGAUUUAUGACUACAUAAUCUCCAACUUCCCCUACUAUGAGAAGAAUAAGAAAGGAUGGCAAAAUAGUAUAAGACACAAUCUUUCUCUCAAUGAGUGUUUCGUCAAGGUGCGCAGGGAGAGCGGAGGGGACAGGAAGGGCAACUAUUGGAUGCUGGACCCCGCUUUUGAGGACAUGUUUGAGCGGGGGAACUACCGGCGGCGGAGGAGGGUGAGGAGACCCUACAGACCACCGAGCGUGCCUUACCUGAGCGGUAACCCUGAGUAUCCCGAGCCGCUCUACCUGCAGCCUUACGUGAGCAGCUCCUGGGGUCUGUGCCAGUCUCAGCCCAGCUCGUCCCAGCAGACUGGAUACCCAUCACCCCAGGUCAUCACUGGACACACCCGCAGCUUGUCCCCCAGCGGCCCGAUGAACUCAUACUGCCCACCCGCCCACUUCCACCACCCUUCCUACGGCGCUUACCACCGCCACCUGUCCGUCCUGGUCCCUCACAACGGGUGUCCCUACGGCGGAGUGACCCAGCCGAUGAGCCCCGACGGAGGCACAGUUUCUGUGGCAUGCAACUACCAGCAGUUUACCUCUUAUGCGAGGGAGUCGCAGGCGCAGCUUGCUUAUUCAUUUGACCAGUAGAAUUUUGAGUUAUUCUAACCACUGGCAGCUGGUUCACAGACUAAAAGUUCAUGCUUCACCAUUUCAGUUUGGCUGUCAGUUCGUUUGUCAGGUUCAGGUAGGCUUAAUUGUUUGACGAGGUGUAAAUGUAUUGACUAUGUGAAACUGCUUAAUAGCCUACGUUUUUGGUUAAUUUUUUUUUUGGCAGGCUACACUUUCCGGUAUUAGCCCACUGUCAAAGCUCUGUCAAAAAUUGGCACCGGUCAAGUGUGAACUGCUGCAGUUGAUUUGACAGUUGAUUUAAGUCUGAGGCUCAGUUUAUGUCUUAUUUUGUAACCAAAUAAACAACCAGACAAACCAACUUUUUUGUACCUCCAUUUUUAUUUUUAUUUUUUUUUUAUCAUUUUGAAUAGGCAUAUUCAUGUGUAGGCCUAACUGUUAUUUAUUUCUUUUCUCUGCUGUUAUCAAUUGUCAGAGCUGCUAUACAGCUGUUGGUGACACUGAAGCACUGAUCAGUUUUCUUAUUCGAUUGAAGAAUGU
This is a messenger RNA of Seriola dumerili (greater amberjack), 1368 nucleotides long. RefSeq names its product forkhead box protein L2-like (gene foxl2l). NCBI's taxonomy places the organism in Eukaryota, Metazoa, Chordata, Actinopteri, Carangiformes, Carangidae. Gene Ontology annotation, molecular function: DNA-binding transcription factor activity, RNA polymerase II-specific; RNA polymerase II cis-regulatory region sequence-specific DNA binding. The transcript has a single exon. Bases 34 to 849 code for a protein of 271 amino acids. Gene Ontology annotation, biological process: cell differentiation; anatomical structure morphogenesis; regulation of transcription by RNA polymerase II. The record is from RefSeq and is a predicted model, not a curated record.